This is a messenger RNA of Gracilinanus agilis (Agile Gracile Mouse Opossum), 2764 nucleotides long. It is a transcript of the gene SLC37A1, whose product is annotated as solute carrier family 37 member 1. Gene Ontology annotation, cellular component: endoplasmic reticulum membrane. The transcript is spliced from 19 exons. Gene Ontology annotation, molecular function: glucose 6-phosphate:phosphate antiporter activity. NCBI's taxonomy places the organism in Eukaryota, Metazoa, Chordata, Mammalia, Didelphimorphia, Didelphidae. Bases 1 to 1599 code for a protein of 532 amino acids. The record is from RefSeq and is a predicted model, not a curated record. Gene Ontology annotation, biological process: glucose-6-phosphate transport; phosphate ion transmembrane transport.
AUGGCUUCACUCCCUACUGGAAUCCGGCUUAUCACUUCAUUCACAAGAGAUCAGUGGUACAGGGCCUUCAUUUUUAUCUUGACUUUUUUGCUGUAUGCAAGUUUUCACUUAUCUAGGAAACCUAUCAGCAUAGUUAAGGGUGAACUACAUAAGCACUGUGCUUCUCAUGGAAAGGUUAAACUCCACAUUGUAAAUGAAAAUGCCUUCCGUGCUCCUGCUGGGAAAAUAUCAGAUAAUGAAACUCACUGCGGUUGGGCACCAUUUGAUAAGAAGAACUAUCAACAAUUACUGGGAGCAUUGGAUUAUUCAUUCCUUUGUGCGUAUGCAAUUGGAAUGUAUCUAAGUGGCAUAAUAGGGGAACGUCUGCCAACUAGAUAUUACCUAACAUUUGGAAUGUUUGCCAGUGGAGCCUUUACAACUCUUUUUGGCUUGGGCUAUUUCUACAAUAUUCACAAUUUUGGUUUCUAUGUCAUAACUCAGGUAACUAAUGGCUUGGUGCAGACCACAGGCUGGCCUAGUGUGGUGACAUGCAUUGGCAACUGGUUUGGAAAAGGAAGGAGAGGCUUAAUUAUGGGAAUUUGGAAUUCUCACACCUCUGUGGGGAAUAUCUUAGGAUCUUUGAUUGCUGGCUACUGGGUGUCUACCUGUUGGGGACUAUCUUUUGUAGUACCUGGUAUCAUCAUUGCUUCAAUGGGUAUAGUGUGUUUUCUCUUUCUCAUUGAACAUCCAAGAGACAUAAAAUGUUCUUCCACACCAUUAAUUAGCUCAAAAAGCUAUGAGAAUGGAACUAACAGAUUCAGAGUGCAAAAACAAAUUCUGUAUACCAAGGAUAAUAGCAAAAAUCUGGAUCCAGAGAUUCAGAGUUUGUUAUCAGAUGGUGAAAAUGGUACAAUUCAGCCAAAGUUCGUCACAGUACUGCAUGGUGAUGGAGGAAAUGGAAUGGCAGCAAUCAGUUUCCUAGGUGCCUUGAGAAUACCUGGAGUCAUAGAAUUUUCUCUUUGUUUGUUAUUUGCCAAGCUGGUCAGCUAUACAUUUCUUUUCUGGCUGCCACUCUAUAUCACAAAUGUAGACCAUUUUGAUGCCAAAAAAGCUGGGGAUCUCUCCACUUUGUUUGAUGUUGGAGGAAUCAUUGGUGGAAUCUUGGCAGGGGUGAUCUCAGAUAGAUUGGGAAAGCGGGCUUCUACCUGUGGAUUAAUGCUGCUGCUAGCAGCUCCAACGCUCUAUAUGUUCUCUAUGGUCAGUAAAAUGGGCCUAGAAGCUACAAUAGUUAUGCUUCUUAUCAGUGGAGCUCUUGUCAAUGGUCCUUAUGCAUUAAUUACAACUGCAGUCUCUGCCGACUUGGGUACCCAUAAAAGUUUGAAGGGGAAUUCCAAAGCUCUCUCCACUGUGACAGCUAUCAUUGAUGGGACUGGUUCUGUAGGUGCUGCCUUGGGUCCUCUCUUAGCUGGGCUUAUCUCCCCCUCUGGCUGGAACAAUGUGUUUUACAUGUUGAUGGUAGCAGAUGCCACUGCCUUAUUGUUCUUACUGCGCCUCAUACAGAAGGAACUGUGCUGCACAGGAUCCAUGCCUGGAGAACAGCGUCAAUUUAAAGAACAUUAGCCAUAUCAGACACAAUUGGGAAAGAAUCUGUACUCAUCUCCAAAAAUAAUUGUUCAAAACACAGUACAAAGCAAACAAUUCCAUGUUGAAAAUCUUGCUUUCCUCAUGCAUUUUGCACAGAUACCUGGAAGAGAUACAAAAGCAAAUGUGAUAUCUGUUUUCUUUAAGCACAUACAGAACCUCAAGAUUGUAGUUCUUGGAGAAGUAAAAGCUGCUGAAAACUUUGGAUUGACUACUUUAGCUAAGGGCACAAGGAAAGGAUACCAAGUGCCUGGCAGAUUCAUUUUCAUCAAAUUAUUUGAACAAACUUGAGAAAAGAAUAUAGAACUGAUAUGGAACUGAAAUGAAGAGCGAGCCAUUCUCAGGUUUCUAAGUGAUGGAAUAUGGCAGUAAUUUGAAUAUGCUGAAAAGAAUGUCAAUAAUAAGCAUCUAUUUAUUCUUUAAUAAGAAAUGAUGUUUUUCAGAAAUAUAUCCACAAACUAGCAAAGAAGCCAUUGAUAUAAAAUAAUUUAACUCAAGUUUGAAACAAGCAUUUGAUUCACUCAAGCUUCAAUCAAAAAUAGGUCAUGCCAAUCCCAAUAAAGGAAUUCCCCAACUUUUCUAUAUAUGCUGUCCUAUAUCAAAUGGAUAUGACAGAUUAGUAUAGAACAAUGAAAUAGCCUGAACCAGUUAGCUGGGAUGAAAUGAAAAUGGUUAGUUGAGUCAUAUCAGAGAGUACCAGUCAAGCAACAGAGAUGUUUCUGAAAGGUUUAUAUUUAUUAGAAGCACUCCAGAAUGUGGUUGAGGAAGACAUCUUGUAAAAUGUCUACACUUCAGUUAAAAUUGCACCUGGGUCAUAGUACUUAGAGCCAAAUUCUACACAAGGAUGAGCAAAAUGGAAAAAGAAAAUUCAUAGAUUUGAUAUUUAGGAAGGGCAGUUUAUUCACAUGCCAUAGUAUGGAUAAGGUCUCUUUAUAAUUGCAUUGACCAUUUUUCCUCUUCAUUCUAAUAAAAUGAUAGAGAUUGUUUUUAGAUGUACAGUAACACAAUAGAUUUUUAAAAUGUGUAUUGAGUUAAGUUCAGGUUAAAUAAAAUUAAAUGACAUUUUGUUAUUUAUUAAAACAAACAAAUUUGUUUCUGAGUUUUAAUGCUUGGUUGGUUUGGCAAAAUACUCAUUUAACCCCCU